ACAACCUCUGCUGGGACCUCCUCACCACAUAAAUUGGGGAGCUCCUGACUGUCUCAGCACCAGACAGCAGAGGUUCUCCCAAGCUCUACUUGCCUCCUACAGCUCCAGCCACCACUCCUCAGCUGACAUGAAGGUUUCUGUGUCUGUCCUCGCCAUUCUCCUCGCCACUUGCUGCUGUCACAUCUCUGCUGCACCACUUGGCUCUGACCCACCCACCUCCUGCUGCUUCACCUACACCUCCCGGCAGCUGCCCCGCAGCUUCGUGGUGGAAUACUAUGAGACCAACAGCCAGUGUCCCCAACCUGCUGUCGUGUUUGUCACCAGGAGGGGCCGCCAGGUCUGUGCUGACCCCGAGCAGAGCUGGGUCCAGCAGUACGUGAGUGACCUGGAGCUGAACUGAGGGGACAGAACCCACCCUGCCACCUGCCUGCCUGUCACCAUGGGCAAUGCCUCAGCUCCUGACACUGCUUGUCUGAAGAGAGCUUGGAAACUGAAAAUGUUCCAGAACCUGACUUCGGUGUUUGCUAUGUAAUUUAUUUUUUUU
This is a messenger RNA of Calypte anna (Anna's hummingbird), 544 nucleotides long. Its product is annotated as C-C motif chemokine 4 homolog. Bases 128 to 400 code for a protein of 90 amino acids. Gene Ontology annotation, biological process: positive regulation of ERK1 and ERK2 cascade; cellular response to interleukin-1; immune response. Gene Ontology annotation, molecular function: chemokine activity; CCR chemokine receptor binding. NCBI's taxonomy places the organism in Eukaryota, Metazoa, Chordata, Aves, Apodiformes, Trochilidae. The record is from RefSeq and is a predicted model, not a curated record. Gene Ontology annotation, cellular component: extracellular region. The transcript is spliced from 3 exons.